Messenger RNA from Peronospora matthiolae, 492 nucleotides. The record is from the annotation of a GenBank genome assembly. Lineage: Eukaryota; Oomycota; Peronosporomycetes; Peronosporales; Peronosporaceae.
AUGAGCACUCUCUUCGAACGGAAAGUCAAGGACCCGGUCCUGAAGCUGCUCAAGUCUGGCGCUUCGCCCAGUAGCAUCGCUCUGGCCAUGGCCUUUGGCGUCUCCGGGGGCAUUUUCCCCGUCCCUGGUGUCACUACUGUGCCCGUCAUGGCGGCCAUCUUCCUUUUUCGCCUCAACCCCGUGGCUGCUAUGCUCACGAACUACCUUGUCACGCCGCUCAAUAUUGCGUCCAUCCCUGUUUUCAUCUAUUACGGUAACGUUAUGUUUGGCGGCGGUGACGGAGGAGACAGCGGGUUUGUGAUGAGUAGCUUCAUGGAGGACGUGAAGAAGGACACGAUCAACACGCUGCUACUCUUCCGCUUCACGCUAUUGCAUGCCAUCUACAUCUGGCUACUGGCUAUGCCCGUGGUCACUCUGGCUGUCUACAGCGUGCUUACCCCUAUUCUGCGUCGCGUCAUGCCCAAGGCCAAGAAUGAGGUCAAGCACGCAUAA